CCCUUUGGUUUGUCGACCCAAUACAUAUCCUAAGAUCUGACUAAAUAAAAUUAAAAAAAAAACCCCAUAAGCCCUGGAGGGUUGUGCCGGAGCGCAAGCUAAGGAUCACGGUUGCUCCACAACUGCGACAGCCCCCCCCCCUCUACACACUAGCUGACUAUCGUACCCCAGCUACUUUGUCCUCAACCUCCCCCCUUCUUAACCUCUUCUUGUUUAUCGACGACCGGUUCGGGGUCCCAGUUGAUUUUUGUACAGCUACUAGUACAGCGCUCGCGAAAAAGUAACUCUGCCUGAGGCUGCACGCCGUAACGGCCUCUUACCCUGGCCAUCUGCAAUCCGCCCCGCCGGUGGGUAAUAAGUGUUUAAUAUUCCUAUAACACCGAACCUGAAGAACCCUUCAAAUGAGGAAUCGUCCACCACCCCUACUACGUCUGAGCGCCGAGAAAGGCCAUAGCGCCGCUUCUCCAAUCGACGACUUCGGGAAUUCUUCGACGAGCCAUCACUCGCUCACUCCCACACGGUUCCCGUCCCCAGAAACUAGCAAUACUACUACUAGCAACCAUUCCCCCCCCCGUCCAAGUAAUAUAGCCUGGUCUCCUUCCCUUCUGGUUCCCUCACUAUCGGACCCACCAUCUGCUGCUAGGACCUCUACCGGUACUCGUUCCAGAUCCCUCUCGUCGGGUGUCCCUUCUCCUUCACUGUUCCCUCCCCUCAAUAUGUUCAAAAUCAAUACCAGGGCAAGGUCCCCCAGGCGGGCUACGUCUGCUAUGUAUCCCUCAAUGUCAGAUCCUGCAAAUAAUCCCACAUCGCCUGCUACUUCAAUGGCAGUCACAGAACCACUCCCGCGACCAUUCUCUCCUUGGGGCUCGACUGACUCUUCGACCUCGACAUCUCCACGGGCUUCAAGAAUGCACAAGGGAUUUUUCGGUAAGAGGUCCGGCUCGCCAACUGCUUCCUUGACUGCAACAAGUGCGCCGGCUAGUUCAGUCAUGGCAAAGGGCUCGAAAGGUUUCCUUGGGCGAAGGCCACGGAAGAAUUCCCCUUCUUACCUCGACCCAGACUUUGACCCGACCACCUUUCGGAAAAACCGAACGAGACCGGCGUUUGGCGCUCAUGGUCAGGAUGCGUUAUACCAGGAAUACGAGUAUCUUUUCGAUGAUUCCCUAGAGGAUUCCGUCAACUCUGAGGAGGAUCUAUCGUCGCAUCCUUCGGAUGCGGACGGGAAUGACGACGAGGAUGGGUACUACUUACUGAGGAUCAAGGAGAGUGUGGAUAGUUUUAGCCCACGAAUUAGUCCCAGAACAAGAAGUCCACCCCGAAGCGUCCCAAUGAGCCACCGGAGAAACACAUCCAGCGGUUCGCUGUCUGAUACACCUCCAACACCUCCCCCAAAGUUUAGAAGGUCACUCGUUGUUACCACUACCACCCCUCCUCGCAGUUCAACAACAUCGCUAGAGGAACAGGGUAGUCUCACGGCUACCACCGUUGUCUCGACGCCUCCAACACCUCCUCCAAAGCCAACCUUGUUCCUCGACACGGAAUGCGUGGAUCCCGAAUACGUGCCGCAGGUGAAAUCGACCACUUCCGAAGCAUCUCCGCCUCGCCGACCCCCACCACCAACGCCAGACGUUCAAGACAAGCGCUUCACAAAAAGAUUGAGCAAGAUCCCUAACCGGCCGACUUCGAUACCUGAAGGCUUGGGCAUCAUCAACAUUCCGUCCCCAACAUUAUUCUACUCGUCAUUUAUCCCCGGCGCUUCGGAUACAUGGUGUGGAAUCGCCGAUCACGCGACCGGCAGCCCAGCGCUUACGAACAGGUCUUAUACACCACGUCAACCAGCGGCGAAGACGGACUCCUAUGAUGAAACCAUCGCUAAGAGCAUGUCAGUGUUGUUCGACGAAGAACCAGGAGUCGGAGUAGUUCCACUGUUUUCCGCAAAAGACAGCAGCAGCUCGGAUCUGGAGAAUACGAUAGUAAAGGAGACGGAAAUGACAGAGGUUACAGUGGAAGAGGUCAUAGCCGAGAAUCCAGGGGAUUUAUCAGCCGCAACCGAGAACCCUAUCGAGUGUCCACUCAACCAACUCGAGACAACGGAUUCUGCGAAGAAGACCGAAGAGGAGAGGAAGAUUGUUGAUAAAACUCGAGAUUCUAAGGAUACCCUACCGGAGUAUUCGGCGACCGCGGAAAAGGACACGGAAGCGGAUACUGCGGGUGAGACAAACAACCGAGCUACCGUUAUUCUUUCACCUAUUACCAGCACUACUAAUCAGGGAUCGUCAUCCCCAAAGACGAUUAAAAACGAGGGGGAUGAGAAGCCAGCUACUAGCGCAAUCGAGAAAGAGGAGACUCCAAAGACCGACUCCUCAUAUCUCAAGGCGUUUAGGGGCUUUGUCAAAAGGUCCGGCGAUAGCGACCCUUUCAUUCACCGUAUGCCUCGCUUCGAUGCUCUACAAGCACAGAGAAUAUGUAAUCAUCUAAGAAGCGAUUACCCUCUCCUUGCAUCGGGCAAGAAGGCGAGAUCAGGAUCGCCGGAUGAGGUCGUUACUGCUACCGUCCGACAACGAGAGGCUGAAGAAGGGAUCUUGACUAGUUUAUGGGCCUUGAUGGCACUGAGGUGGAUGAACUUUGGCAGAGUUGUUAUCAGCCCCGGACACGAGACUUUGUUGGCCGCUUCCGCAAAGCGUCUGACCAGACGUGCGACUACAAAAAUGGAUCAGCGUGCUACGCAGAUGCUCGAGAACGUAUCAAGCGGAAUCUAUACAGGAAGCCAUGAGCGCAGGCGUGUCCUAGAUCUCGGUGGAGCACCUAUUGGUAUGAAUUCCACAAUUUGGUGCAUAUCGGAAAAUGCCCACUAAUAAUUUAUGUAGCCGACUGGGGAUGGCAUUGUGCCUAUGACUACCCAAAAGCAAAGGUUUACACCGUAACAACCGCGUCUCGACCAAGGCAACAGCCCGAAGGUGAAGAGAAGGCCUCUAGGACCCCGGAUAAGUGCCGGGGGCCGCAGAACCACCGCCCGCUCGUGGUGUCCAAGCUGUGGAAACUCCCAUUCCCUCAGAACCACUUUGACGUGGUCUCGGCGCGCACUCUGUACCUAGCGCUAAAGGCAACCGUCCCAGCGAACUCACCAGACAACGAUAUGGACGAAUAUGACCUCUGCCUUGAGGAGUGCCUCCGCGUACUGAAGCCGGGUGGACAUCUCGAGUUCUCCCUCUUCGACAAUGACAUUGUAAACGCAGGACCACUCGGAGCUAAGCUCGCAGCCAAGUUCUCCAAAGUUCUCGAGUCAAAAGGCUACGAUGCGGCUCCUACAAAACGCUGGGUUUCCCGCCUGAAUAGGGCCGGUUUUGGCGAAAUUAAGCGCAGCUGGAUAUUCCUCCCUAUGUCCCCACCCUGUGCCAAACCGAAAGUACCCUCUAAGGGCGAGAUGCAGUUACCACCACACGAGUCACAGGAUCUGGAAAUGGUCAAAGAGGAGGUCCGUAGGAAGCUCAAGGCAUGGGAAGAUCCCAAUGCCGGGGGCGGCAGCGUGGAAAACGUUUCUCCUAUCACUGGGUUGGUAGGCAGUUGGAUUUGGGAGAAGUGGAUGAUGAAAACCGAGGGAGAGAGUGAUGGCGAGUGCGAUCUCACUACCGACACAAUCGGAGACGUGCUCGAGGAGGGGAGAGAGAAGGGUUCUGGGUGGAGGUGUUUGGUCGGAUGGGCUAGAAAACCAAUGUUUGCUGGGGAGCAUUAGGGUUGGCGUACUUUGGAUUUAUAUUUAUAUAUAUAUUUUUCUUUCAUUUCUGUUUUAUAUCAUUGGUACGGUGGGGUUUAUUAUGGUACACUUUUCUUCUUUCUCACGAGCGGUUCUCGUAUGAUAUCUCUGAUUGGCUCUUUGGAAC
Molecule: messenger RNA, 3881 nt
Organism: Tuber aestivum (summer truffle)
Lineage: Eukaryota; Fungi; Ascomycota; Pezizomycetes; Pezizales; Tuberaceae
Source: the annotation of a GenBank genome assembly